GUCGACUCGCAACCAUCACCGUUCCAAUAGGGGGGAAAAGUACAAGCUUGGCGCCAAGCACCGUGUCAGUAAAACAGCACGAAUUGAACCGGUUUGUCCGUGUAUUAGACGUCUGGCUUUUUCUGUUUUCGUUUUGCAGCUUGUAGAAAUGGGCGCUAGCCUCACUGUCAAAAAUAUGCUCAGGUUUCUCGGCCUAGUCCUGCUUCUGCUGCUGCUGGGAUUUGCACAGGCGCUCUCAUAAAUUGGAAAAAAAGGCCAUUUCGAAUCCAAAAGUGCGACCUUCUUGGUGACCAACACCACGACCGACGCGUGAAUGGUGCUUUGGCAGCAGUUGAAGCUUCUUACAUGUACAGUCCAUAAGACCUCUCAUCUUAUCACAUGGAAAACCUCACCUGUAUAGGUCAAGGCAACUGGCUUCUUCCAUUGAAAGCACCAAACCAAGGCCCACUUUUUAAUCUACAGUCCCUUAAAAAGUACUGAAAACCAACAGAAGAGCUACAGAAAUGAGUUGACUCUGGCAGCCACCUGGUUGCCAUUUUUUGUUCUUACAUUUUCCUGGAAAUCACAAAAAACAAUGGACAGAGCUUUGCCUGACAUUAGAACUGAUGAUAACACCUGCAUGUCCCCUCCCAGUCCAGCUUUCAGCCUAGAUUCAUCCAGUCCGUUUGCAAAUGGGUUACACUUCGAGUCCAUUUUGUUUGAGGAGGAGGAAGACGAGAGUACAGACACAAGGUCUUCACUGGAAAGGCCUCGUAACAGCCCAAAAAAUGACAAUACUACAUCUACAAAUUCGAAGUUAAGUCUUAAGAUUGAGAACUGUCUACCCAAAAGAGGAAAGGCCUGUAAAUUAGAAGAGAAAAUGGAAAACUUUAAGGUAGAGCCAGAUGACCACUGCAAUGCAGCCCCUCUCAAGUGUGUUCGUAGCAAGAAAACCAACCCAAAGUCAAGGGUUCUUCCACCAGUGAAGUACCUAGAAGGUGAAGUAAUAUGGGCCAAGUUCAACCGCAGGCCAUGGUGGCCAUGUCGGGUGACUGUCAAUUCUUUGUUGGAAACAUAUCACAAAAUACAAGAGAUAAGCGAUAAACUCUGCCGUCAUUAUUACAUCAAGACUUUUGGAGAACCUGAGGAACUGGCAUGGGUCUCUGAGAAAGCCACCAAUAUGUUUGUGGGUGGACAUCAGUUUCACAGUCUCCCUGGCCCCAAGAGAGGUGUACCCAAGCGAUUUCUGAGGUCCUGGAAUUCUAGUGUGGCUAAAGCAGAGGCACUUUUCCUAGGGAAGCCCAGUAAAAGCCCAUUGACAUCUGAAAUUACGGAAGAGAGCUCAGCUGAUGAAAUCACAAACACACAAGAAGAAGAGUCAUCUAUUAUUUCAUUGCCUCUAAGAACCUCUGAAGGUGGGCAUCAAGUCAAUGGAAAGAUUUCACAUAAAGGUCCGAAGACUGUGGAUAAAUCUAAAUCCAAAAAGAAGCCACGAAAGUCAUCAUCCUCGCUUUUUACAAAAUGUAAGACAUUUUUUGGGGAAAAUGCAAAGCCCAAAGAUCCAAUGGACAGUCCCUAUUCCGACAUCGACUCUGUGCCGCAGAUCCGCCGAUGUUCCAAAGGCUGUGACCAGCCUGCAGAGAAUUUUACAGCUGAUCACCCUGCAAAACAAACCACAAGUCCGAAUGAUAAAGAAGUCAAGAAAAACACAGAUGUUCAUGGUGGCCUAUGGUUUAGCAAAUCAGGGAAAUGUCAAGCCAACGGGGUAAUAAGUCGGGCAGGAAUGAAAUCAGUUAAUUGCUCUUUUGGUAAGGUAUCUUGUAAAAUUAAAAUGCAAGACACAGUGAGUACGAAACUAAAAGACAAUCAAGUACCAGAACACCUAUCCACCACCACACCAAGUCUUGAAGAUCAGUCUGAACCCAAGAAAACUCUUGACAGAGGAGCGGCAUGUCUUCCAGCCAGUAGUCGGUUGAUGACUAGAGCUUUGAGAGCAUUGGAAGAGGCUCAGCUCCAGCUACCAUCUAGCCAAAAUCAGGAGCAAACACAGCACAUACCUGACAUACGUGUCACUAGAUCUGCUGAAAAGAAAAAAGCCAAAGUAAGGACUUCAGCGAGAAAGCCAGCAGAUGCAAGCCCUAAGGAUGUAGAAGCGAGUGAAAUUCCUACAAUUUCUUCAGAGCUGCCUGCAUUGACAAAUGAUAAAGAUGCUGUCAGAUCAGAGGAAGCAUGUUUAAAAACUUCUGAAAGUGUUAAUCAUGAUAGAUCAGAAUGUAAGCAAGAAAAUCAUGUCACAGAUGAAUCAGGUCAUUCCGCUGCUCCUCAGUGUCAGAUCAAUCUGACAGAGUUUGAAGACAUGAAAGAAAUAACGUUCAAGUCUUUGGAAGGGAAAAUGGAUGGAAAGUCUAUGACAUUUCGACCAGAUGCAAACUAUAGAUUUAGCACUUACUUGAUGAUGUUAAAGGAUAUACACGACAGCAGAGAAAAAGCUGGUCGACCCUUGAUAGUGGAGCCUUUACCCUCAAAGAUGCUCAUUAAAGAUGAGCCAUCCCUGCCUUUGAAAAAAAAAAAGAUUGAGUUUGUCAAUUUUAAAUCUAAACAAAAACAGCAGAACACAAAAAAAGUUCCAAACAAGGACAUUAAGAUCUUCCAUGAAGAAGCAACCAAAAGCUGUAUAGAGCCAAAAUGUGGUAAAAAACCUAGCAAAAAAAAUCAACCUGUAAUCAAGAACAAAGAUAAUAAUAUUCUCUUGCCUUGUGAGCAGUCAACGUCUCUAUCUAACUUGAGCCAUCUCCAAGAGGUCCAGGAAAGCAAAUUUCUGGGCAGUGUACCUAAAAAGCGCUGGCAAAGGUUUGACCAAGACGGUGGAAAGCUGCUACAUACAGAAGUCACAAGUCAGUUGGAACAGUCACAGAUCCCACCUUUAAAACAGAAAAGUCUUUUAACACCUGGGACAGAAGAGACAGUUUCAUUGGCACCGGGGACGGAGAUAGUCACAAACACAGCAAACGGUGCUUGCGAAGAUUCUAGCUCCCCCAAAGAGGGCAAACGUAUCCGAAAGCCGAGCAAAAGACUCAUAGAGUGGACAGAGGAAUACGAUCAGAUAUUUGCUGCCACUAAGAAGAAAGCAAAAAAGAAGCCUGAAUCCUCACAGAAGACUAUAACACACGACAUUGAGAAUAGCACUGAUAGGUCCCCAGAGAUACAGCAACAUCAAGAAACAGUACCAAGCGUUCAAAACUCCAUACCUGAAAUCCAGAAUCCUCCUCCUGAAGAAAGGUCUAAAAGUCCACCCCCGGUAGAGAAUCCUCCAUGUGAAGAGAGUCCGGCCAUGGCUGCAGACACACCUAUUCCACCUCCAGAAUCAGAAACCUCCUUUUGUGCAGAAAAAUGCAUUGAGGAACAGCUUCUCGAUAAUUGUUCAGCCACUAGCGAUGACAUCUGUUUAAGCACGAAGAGACAAAGGAAGCCGACCAAGAAAAUUCUAGAGAGUUCAAUAGAAGCUGAGUCGAUUCCAAUACCAAAAAAGAAGGUGAAGACUCAGAAAAACAGUUCAUCUGGACAUGCCACUAAUUCAGGAAUCGGACAGUCAAAAAAUAAAAGCAAGCAUCCUGCUGCACUCAUUUCUGAAGUGAGUUCCCCAGUGCCAGAAAGCAUCGAUAAAGAGGCAGACGCUACCCCUACCACCCAUGACCAGCUUAACCCAGAGGUCACCAAGGAUGGCAAAGACAGCCAGGAAUCUAAGUCGGUAGAGCCAAGUGUUGAUGAGUCUGAGGGUAAAGAUGAACCUGCUGAAGAAGUCUUGCCCAAUAACAGGCAAGACUUUUCAGGGGAUAAAGUUGCUGGGGCCUUAACAAAGGACAGUAUAUGUCGGGUGUGUGAAAAGCAGGGACAGCUGUUUACCUGUGAGGGCCAGUGCUGUGGUGCUUUCCAUCUACAGUGUGCUGGUCUGACAGAGCCUCCGACGAGAAAGUUUCUGUGUCAGCAGUGCACUUCAGGUGUACAUGAAUGCUUUGUGUGCAAGAAGCUGGGAGAUGAUAUGAGGCGCUGCAUGGUUUCUUUGUGUGGAAAGUUCUACCAUGGAGAGUGCAUCGCCAACCAUUCCCUCAUAGUGCCUCUAAACCGUGGUUUCCGCUGUUCCCUCCAUGCUUGUCUCACUUGCUUCUUCGCCAACCCAAACAACCCAUCAAUCUCUAAAGGUCGACUGACGCACUGCGUUAGAUGCCCAGUCGCCUAUCACACUACUGAUUACUGCAUCCCUGCUGGAUGUGUCGUACUGAGCAGUAGCAGUAUUGUCUGUCCUAACCACUUUGUUCCACGUAAAGGAUGUCGCAACCAUGAGCAUGUGAACGUCAGCUGGUGCUUUGUUUGCUCUGAAGGUGGUAGUCUUCUUUGCUGUGAGUCCUGUCCUGCAUCAUUUCACCGUGAGUGCCUAAAUAUCGACAUGCCCGAGGGCAGCUGGUACUGUAACGACUGUCGAGCUGGGAAGAAGCCACACUACAAGGAGGUUGUGUGGGUUAAAGUCGGUCGAUACAGGUGGUGGCCUGCGGAAGUUAGUAAUCCUAAAGACAUUCCAGAAAACAUCCUGCGCAUGAGACAUGAUGUUGGAGAGUUUCCGGUACUUUUCUUUGGUUCCAAUGAUUACCUUUGGACUUACCAGGCUCGUGUUUUUCCAUACAUGGAAGGAGAUGCCAACAACAAAGAAAAAAUGGGAAAAGGGGUUGACUCUGUUUACAGGAAAGCCUUGGAUGAAGCUGCUGUAAGAUUCCGAGAACUGCAGGCAGAGAAGGAACUUCGUCAGCUUCAGGAGGACAGGCGAAAUGACAAGAAACCUCCACCGUACAAGCAUGUUAAGGUGAACCGGCCGAUCGGUAAGGUGCAGAUCAUCACGGCUGACCUGUCAGAGAUCCCACGCUGCAACUGCAAAGCCACGGACGAGAACCCCUGUGGCAUGGAUUCAGAGUGCAUCAACCGAAUGCUGCUGUAUGAAUGCCAUCCUCAGGUUUGCCCAGCAGGAGAGGGCUGCCAGAACCAGUGCUUUACCAAGCGGCAGUACUCACAGGUGGAAAUCUUCAGAACGCUAUCACGGGGCUGGGGUCUACGCUGCUGUCAUGACAUCAAGAAGGGGGCAUUUGUAAGUGAGUAUGUCGGUGAGGUUAUUGACGAGGAGGAAUGCCGGUCUCGGAUCAAGCAGGCUCAGGAGAAUGACAUUGGGAACUUCUACAUGUUAACGCUGGACAAGGACCGCAUUAUUGAUGCAGGACCCAAAGGAAAUGAGGCCAGAUUUAUGAAUCAUAGUUGCCAGCCAAACUGUGAGACCCAGAAAUGGACAGUAAAUGGGGACACCCGGGUUGGACUUUUUUCACUGGUGGACGUUCCUGCUUGUACUGAGUUAACAUUCAACUAUAACCUCGAGUGCUUGGGCAAUGGCAUGACUGUGUGUAAAUGUGGUGCAUCAAACUGCAGUGGCUUCCUAGGUGUAAGACCAAAGAACAACAAUUCUUCGGACGACAAAGGCCGUAAGAAGAAGAAAGGCAAUAUGAAGCGCAAGUCACAGCAAGAGGUGACCAAGGAGAGGGAAGACGAAUGCUUCAGCUGUGGAGAUGGAGGGCAGAUGGUUUCAUGUAAGCGACCUGGAUGUCCAAAGGUUUAUCAUGCAGACUGUCUCAACCUUACCAAGAGGCCUUCAGGUCGUUGGGAGUGUCCCUGGCACCAGUGUGACCUGUGUGGUCACGAGGCGGCCUCGUUUUGUGAGAUGUGCCCCAGCUCCUACUGUCUGGAGCACCGUGACGGGAUGCUCUUCAUCUCCAAGCUGGACGGUCGUCUCUCCUGCAGCGAGCAUGAUCCAUGCGGACCUGAGCCUUUAGAACCGGGGGAGAUCCGCGAAUACAUCCCGGAACAUGCCGAUGCAUACCCAGUCAAAGCUUCUACUCUGUUGAGAGAGGGAAAUCCCAACUCGGUUCCCGAAGCCUUAGAAACGUCACUGGUGUCCUCCAGUCCUCCUUCCAGUCCUUCACUUGCGAUUGACGUUGCUGUUAACAGAGCCUACUCGCCCGUAUCUUCAUGUGGGGAGGAAGAAGAUUUGGUGGAACAGGAGGAGAUGGAGAUGGAGAGAGUUAGGGUUAUGGAGGAAGCAGAAGAGCACGGCGAGGAUGGUGAUGAGUCUCCAGUAGAAUCACGGUAUAGAAGAGGAAAGAGUAUGAACGUUACCUUAACUGUAUAACAUGUACAAUACUACUUCUAAACAAUAGUCUAUACUGUGCAGUACAGGAGACAAAAUUGUGUUAGCCGUUAGAUGCUCCUUGGAGACAGAAUGACAGACAUCUGCAGGACCAGAGCGGGCGGCAUAGCGGCACAGCAGUUGGUGUUGGUGGUGAGCAGCUCCAUAUUCCAAGGUAGAUCCAAAUUGCCCCUAAGUGUAAGUAAACAAAUAACGUGCAAUGCACUUUAAUGGACUGUCAUUGUCAUUACCUUGCCUGCCUUGCAGUGUUCCUUAAACCCACCACCACCCUGACCAGUAUCAUUUUUUCUAGAUGCUAAAUGAAUGUAUGUUGAUCUGGGGUUCUUAGACUUCAAACCUCUUUGCACUCAUUUGGUCUUGGAGUUACCUUGUACAGACUAAUCACCCUGGAAAUUAGUACACCACCUAGUGGAGGGGAUGAACCACUUUUAAGGAAGUCUCAAAGAGAUUCAAUGGUUUAAAAAUAUCUUGGGAUAAGUAGAUCCCAAACAAAAUGCACUUAUUUUUUAUUUGUGUUUUUUUUUUUGUCUGUAGUUUUAAGGCUGUAAUGAAAAACCUCUUUUAAAAAGUUGCACCUUAUGAAUGAUUAUCUCAAAACUCCUCGUAUCAAGAUCUGAAAAAUAGGAAUCACUUAAAAGCUUAAAACACUUCAGCCGGAUACACUACAACAGACGUUCUCAGCCAGGGGGCUGCAUCCCAGUAGGGUUCCCAAAGUGAUCUUAUGACGGUAAUAAAUAACUUAAAAGUGUAGAGAAAAUGAUUACACAUUCAAGCAACAAACAAAAAUCCUCACAUUCAUACACUAUAUGGUAAAUUGUACAUGGCAGCCUGACCAUAAGCUUGUUGGACAUUCAAUUCUUAAACCAUUGCCGUUAAUAUAAUAUAUUAUUGCUAUCCCAUCGAUAUCCCAAUUAAUCCCAAAGGUGAGGGCCACUGAAGGUCCUCCACAUCAAACUCAUCAAAUCAUGUCUGGCCCUUUUUUUGUGCACAAGGCCGCAGACAUUAUAUCACUAUACAAUUAGGCACUCGGCUGGUGCAGCGGUACAUUACACUAGCCUACUACCACUGGGAUCAAGGGUUGGACAUCCUCAGUGUUGCUAUCAGCUGGUCAGUCAUUUACAUACAGACUUAAUUGGUUAUGUCCGAUAUGUGAGGCCCCACAAUGAAUUAGCGUCCUGUCCAAAGUGUCUUACUGCAUUGAGUUUAUUGAUUCUGAACCCACCACGUCCCCACAUUUUGCCACAAACACACAAAUGUCAGUCAGUUAUGCUCCUGCUAGAUGUGAACCUGUUCGGAAAUAUUUUUCACAAGCCGUUCAGAUUGCAUUCUGUAAUGUCUGCAACUAAAGUACGUAAGUACAUAAGUAAAGAAGCCUUUCUAAGUAAUAGAAAGAAAUAGAAAUAUCUCUUUUCAAUAUUCAAAAUGUCUAUUCUUUUGAAAUGCAAUGUCCAACAAACUCAUGGUCAGGUGACACAUCUUUAGGUGUGGAUGUCCUGUCGGAUCUUGUAUGCUCAGACGAUCACAGUGCACCCUGUUUAUUCUGAUAACAUAGCAUGGCCAGCUGCCUUUAUUUAGAAGAGCUACAGUGGGGGACCGAAAGACUAAGACCACCAAUGAAAAUGAUUCUCACUCACUUUCUUAUCCACUUGUCCAGUUAGGGUUGUGGGGGGGUGCUGGAGCCUAUCAAUGGGCGCAAUGCACAAAGUAACACCCUGGACGGGGCGGCAGUCCAUCGCAGGGCAGACACACACACACACACCCAUUCACCUAUAGGACAAUUCGGUGUCUCCAAUUAACCUGACUGCAUGUCUUUGGACUGUGGGAGGAAACCCACGCAGACACAGGGAGAACAUUCAAACUCCACACAGAAAGGACCCAGACCACCCCGCCUGGGGAUUGAACCUUCGAGGCCUUCGUGCUGUGAGGCGACGGUGCUACCCACCAAGCCACUGUUCCGUCCUGAGAAUGAUUCUAUUUUGCAUUUUUUAAUUUAGUCCAUGAAAGUCAGCACUUAAUAUUUUUGGUUUCAGAGUAGUUGUUGUAAAUAUUUGAGGUUUGAUAUUUGUAAGACAUUAUAUAAAUGUUUAAAUAAAUAAUUUAAAAAAGGCAAAAUAGAGGCAUAUUCACUAAUGGUUCUAGACUUUUGGUCCCCAACUGUAUGUGUUUAUUUAAAGAAAAAUUGUAAAUGUGGCACAUCCUACGAUUGUUUUGUUUUGUUUUUGUGCCUAAAUAGUGACCCCUGCAGCUGUGUGUGCACUUUUAAAGUCAGAGUAAGAAUUGGAUCUGGAUUGUAAGUGUAAAUAUGCCAUUUUAAGCUGAGAUAUCAGACUUGCUAUGACAUUCAGGUAUACAAGACAUCAUCAAACCCAUAUUUCAUUAGAGAGGAUGUUGAAUAUAAAGCACUAAUUUCGAGGAGUGUUAAAACUGAGGAAAAGUCUUCCCUGUUUAUGAAGCAGCGUGACGACAGCUGUUUUAAGGUUGCUAGUUCUAAAGUGUUUUGUUGGCAAAACUGCACAUAUUCGUACAUGUAAAGGCAGUCCUAUUAUCACAGGAUCACUAGUUGGGCUAUAGACCACAGCAUAGCGGGAUAAUAGCUGCUGUCACAUUGCUAAUGUUUUAAAGUACUGUGUGUACAUGCACACUAAUUAUCAGAUUCUAAUCAGAUGAUUUCUCUGAUUACACUGAUUAUUUAAAUGUUUUUUUGGUUUUUGCCCGGCCAAGACAAAUUGAUUUCUACGCAAUAAUCACUUUGAUAAAAGAAAAUAAUAACAAUAAUCAGACUAUAUCAUCUUUGAUAUAGUAUAUAUAAUCACACUGCUCUCAGUAAUCACUUUGCUUGUUAAUUAGUGGCUUUAAGUUGGGAUGUCCCGAUAACAAUCCACCUAAAAGAUUCCCAAUGCGUUAGACAUUUUGUAUUACCUGCUUGCACAAAUUACUUGGAUCAGCUGACUGGAUCAGUAUUUUAUCAAGAGAGAAAAUGGAACAUUUAAAAUAAUGCCAGUGUUUGAGCAUGCACCUUCUUGUGAGAUAUGUGACAAUACACAGUACCAGAUUGCUGCCCAAUCUGUCGCCGAAAUCUUACUUUGGUGGUGUUACAUUUCUUAAUGCUUUACAGUUGCGGUCCGAUUUUCAAUGAUUUCUGCAAUUGUUCUGUUGACUAAAUUGACUAAACAAUAAGAAUACUGUCAGAAAUCUGUCAGUGAGUUAUUUUAUAUGUUUAUUUUGGGUAAAUAUGACAGUAAUAUUUAGUUAAAUGUCUUUCAGCUCUUUUUAUUAUAACCAACUGCUUUUUAUGAUCGUCGACAAUCUUUUACACAGCUCUACUGUGCAGAAUCAGUAUUUAGUAGUUUAAUUACAUUGACUUUUUAGUUCAGACCAUAUAUUUGUGAUUGGAUCUGAAAGAAAAGGCCACCCUAAAAGCUCAAUUUUAGCUUGAUGUAGCCAUUUCAGAAUGAGUUUUGACAUGUUUUGGAUCAUCGUCCUGUUGGAGCACCCAGAUGCGUCCAAGAUUUAAGCAUUAUCAGUUAAUCUGUCUUCGUUAUUAUACUGUAUUAUUCACUGCAUGAAAAGCACUAGUUCCACUGACAGCAGCAAAACAACCCUAGAGUAUAAUUCCUUCAACACCAUGCUUGACUGGAUAGACGGUAGACGAUAAACAAAUAUCUGUAGAUCACAAAUUCUUGUCCCAAAGUCAGAAACAAACUUCAGUCAAGUUUUAAGGAGCAGAUUUUGACAUCCAUGACAAUAUGAAGCUUGCUGUGAUUCGGCAAAUUCUGAUUUACAGAACACCUCUUUUGUUUUGGGCUGGUUUUGGUCAUUCAGACACUUUUUUUUUUUUUUUUUUUUGCAAGGUGAAGCCGCUCAGGUGGCGCAGCGGUAAAUACGCUAGCACACCAGAGCUGGGAUUUCGAAUACAUCAUAUUGAAUCUCAGUUCGGCCAUCUGUCUGGGCUGGGCGGCUACAUGAACAACGAUUGGCCGUUGUCCAUCCAGUAGGGCGCCGGAUAGGGACCUCAUAACUGAUGCAAUCACGACCUCUGCUGGCUGAUUGAUGGCGUCUGCACAGAGUAGAGGAAUAAUGCUGAUCAGAGUGUGGCUCUCCGUGCACAAGGCUGAUUGGCAUGAGAACUCACCUCGAACAGGUGAAAAGAUGCAGUCAGGUACUGCUCCGUACUGCGUGUCGGAGGGGGCGUGUGUCAGUUCGCUCUCCUCAAUCAGGGGCGGGGGUCAGCACCAGUAGAGAGGAAGCAUAACGCAAUCGGGUAUGUUCCAUGUACUUUAGAUUAUAGCUUUCUGAGCUCCAGUUGUAAUGAUUGUAGCUUAGUCUAAUCGCUGCCCUGUUUAUUUGGGCACCAACUUUAGCCAGAAGAUUACCAAUGACAUUGUUACUAGUUACAUGACAGCUGUAUGUAGAUGUUUUACCCAACAAAUUUAAUAGUGUUAUUUUUUUUAACCUCAAUAAAAAGCUUUAUUUGGACAAAAAAGUUGCAGAAAUCAUUGAAAUCCCAAGACUGCCACAUUAUGUAUGUCUCUAACAAACGUAUGCAAACUUAAUUACAGCUGUAAAUGUGUUUGAGGCAGAAACUUGACUGAUUUUUAAAAAUAUGUGGGUAAAUGGUACAUCUGUGUAUAUUUGUACAUUAUGUUUUUAUAAAACUGAAAUUAUGAGCAGAUUCUGAUGCUUGCUAGCUCGGUGUAAGUCACUGUAAGAAUGUAUACUGUAACUGUUCAGACGUUUUUACCCAUGACCAUGUAUAAAGGUUUAAAUAAUAGUGUGGUUCAUCCCUGUAAUCAGACAAGAUCUCACUGCAUGUUCGCUUGCUCUCUCCGCCCUCUGAAAAUCCUCAAUGAAAAAUACUAGAUUUCCAAAGUGUUGGAACUUAAGAGUAGAGAAUCAGAUGGUUGCGAGAGCGUGAUUAAAAUGGACACUGUACUCGUAUGUGAAACGGCAGUUUUUUUACACUUCCCGGCAUAUCUCUCCACCUGCUUUGCUUUAUCAGAUGUUAGAAAGCAAAAUCCUGCAGCCUUGUACGAGCAUUUCAUUGUGCUGUAGCGCUUUGUACAUAAUAAAGACAGUACAGAACGAUU
Trichomycterus rosablanca is the source of this 11307-nucleotide messenger RNA. RefSeq names its product nuclear receptor binding SET domain protein 1b (gene nsd1b). NCBI's taxonomy places the organism in Eukaryota, Metazoa, Chordata, Actinopteri, Siluriformes, Trichomycteridae. Gene Ontology annotation, cellular component: nucleus. Gene Ontology annotation, molecular function: protein binding; histone methyltransferase activity. The record is from RefSeq and is a predicted model, not a curated record. The transcript is spliced from 24 exons. The coding region runs from base 575 to 6202 and encodes 1875 amino acids.